CUUUGUGAGUGCGCAAGUCACGUUUUUUUAAUGAAUUUGACCUAGCUGGAGCGGGCAUUCGGCUGUUGAUAAAGUGUUGUGAAUUAUGUCGAUUCCUAGAAAAAUUGCAAUUUUUGGUGCCAGCGGCCAGAUAGGAAUCAAAGCCACAGAGUUCGCUUUAGAACAUGGCUGCCAGGUGCGAGCAUUGUUGAGGGACCCAGAGAAAAUGCCAGAAGCGUUACGGAGUAAAGUUGAGGUGGUGAAGGGUGAUGUCACUAAGGAAGAGGAUGUGAAAGCAACAGUAGCUGGACAGGAUGCUGUUGUUGUAACACUGGGCACACGGAAUGAUUUAAAACCAACUACUGUCUUAUCUGAUGGGAUGAAGAACAUUGUUGCAGCAAUGAAGCAGCAAGGCAUCCAGCUUGUCUCUGUCUGCAUUUCAGCAUUUUUGUUUUAUGAGCCAGAAAAAGUGCCAGCAAUCUUCCAUGCAUUAAAUGCUGAUCACCAAAGAAUGUAUGAUGUUUUGAAGGAGAGUAGUCUGAAGUGGAUUGCAGUUCUGCCACCUCACUUUACAGAUGAACCAAGCAGUCACUACAGUGUCAAGCACGGAUCUUCACCUGGCCGUGCUAUUUCAAAACAAGAUCUUGGUGCUUUUAUGAUUGAAAGCUUAUCAAACCCAGAGCAUUACGGCCAAACAUGUGGAAUUGCUAACGCUCCAGAGGCAGGAGAUAAAUAAUUAUAUUGUUGUUCUACGUACAAUACAACUUGGUCAAAUAAUGAAUGAAAUAUGGCUGUCAAAUGAGGGGUUAAGAUUGAGUCUGAGUGCAUUACAUACUGUUCAGCAUAAAUUUUCAGUUAAGAGGAUUAAUGCUAAAUAUAAGUUUCAAACGAUGGAAACUCCAGGUAGGAAUACAACAAUGUAGGAAAACACAGAUUGCUACUUGCCGUAAAGAAGACACAUCAAGUUGUAGACAGGCACGAUUAAAAGACAGUCACAUAUAGCUUUCAGGCCGGAAAACCUUGGCUUGCAGAUGUGCCAUUUUUAUCAUUGCUGGAGUUUACGGUCGUGUGUAUGUGAGGUGUGAUUGCUUUUUGUGUGUGUGUGUGUGUGUGUGUGUCUUUAAUGAUAAAGGGUGCGGCAAAAAGCUAUCAUGUCUGUCUGCCUCUUGAUGUGUCUUCCUUACGGUAAGUAGCAAUCUGUAUUUUCCUAUAUUGUUAUAACACAAGUUUGUUAUUCUGUAAACAGCACCGGUAACAAUGUAUGACUGGAUAGGAGUAUUUUCAUGUUAAGAGGCCACAGUUAAUCCACUUAUUUUUAUGGAAUGAAAUUCAAUAAUUUUAGUGGGCAUUGUAACUCAACAACUGGACGUUAAACAGUUUUUGAUAUUGCAUGAAAAUCUAUGUUUUUUCGUUUCUUGUGCUCUUGGUUGUAAUUUUCUAGCUCAUUAUGUAAUCCUUUGGCUUGUAGAUGAGACAUUUUUAUAAUUUGUUCAGCUUUCCAGCUGUAGAAAUACCCCAAUAUAAAUUUCUAUGUGUGAAGGUGGAAGCAUUGUAUUAUAAAUACAUAAAUAAACAAAAAAAAGACCUUAUUAAAAGAUUGAACAUUUA
This is a messenger RNA of Schistocerca serialis cubense, 1587 nucleotides long. RefSeq names its product flavin reductase (NADPH). NCBI's taxonomy places the organism in Eukaryota, Metazoa, Arthropoda, Insecta, Orthoptera, Acrididae. The coding region runs from base 86 to 715 and encodes 209 amino acids. The transcript is spliced from 5 exons. The record is from RefSeq and is a predicted model, not a curated record.